AUGGCAGUUACUACUAUAAAUAUUUGUUUAUUCUGUGGCAUUGUGGAUUUUAAAUUUGUCGGAGAAUUCCAUCAAAGUAAUAUGGAGGAUACAAGAGACCGAAUUUCCCAACUGCCAGAGCCAAUUUUGCAUCACAUCUUGUCUUUCCUUCUUGUUAAAGAUGCUGUACGAAUGUCUACACUGUCCAAGAUUUGGACCAGUGCAUUGAAUUCACUCUCCUACUUAGAUUUUGGUGAAGAUUUUUUCUAUGGGCCACAAGACAUGCGAAAUCUCUUGAAAGCUGUGACCCAAAUUCUAGUAAUUCGGCUAAAGCACAAGAUUUCUGUGGAAAAGUUUUGGCUACGAUUACCCUAUUUGCGUAGGAGGUUUUAUUAUGUUCACAGGUGGAUUAAAUUACUCGUAGCUUGUAAUGUCAAAGAGUUUGAUCUAAGUGUAGGCAGACGUAUUUAUGAAGGAAAACAGUUACACAAUAAGUUGCCUGAGGUAAUCUUUGAUGCCAAAGCACUAAAUGUGCUUAAUUUGGUUGGAUUUAAGAUUGAAUUACCCUCUCAUGGUACUAUAAACUUAUCAUCUUUGCGAGAAUUACACCUCCGUGAUGUAAUUUUGGACGAGAAAUUUAUUCAGGCUCUAUGCGUAAGCUGCCACAAUUUAGAAUUUUUGUAUUUGGCGUGGUUUAAGGGACUUGCUAGUUUUCAAGUUGGUGAAAAGAAUUUACCUAAACUAAAGAAAAUAAAGCUGGAAAAUUGCCCUUCUGAAUUCCAGAUGGUUGAUAUUGCAGCAAUUAGUCUUGAAGACCUUACUAUAAAAAGUUAUUGGGACCUAAAGUUUGUUAAAAUAACUGCUUGCAAAGCUCUCAAGAGUUUGUUCCUCAAUGGUGUGGCCGUGACCGAUAAAUGGUUAGAGAAACUCUUUUUCAGCCUACAAAAUCUUGAAAAGUUUUACUUAUCCUGUUGCAAUACAUUGACCACAAUGAAGAUCUCAAGUAUAUGGCUCAAACAGCUCAUAGUAUUUGGUUGUUCUAAUCUGGUUGAUGCUCAAGUAUAUACUCCUAAUUUGAUACUAUUCGCAUUUGGUUGUUGUUCAUUGCCAACGUUGAAACUAAAAGCUUCACGUUCAUUAAAAGCCAAUAUCUCCUUUGACUCAUUAGAAACCCCUGAUAGUGAUUGGUACAACUCUAACCUCACAAAUUUUCUUGGUAGCUUCAAUCAUUCCUUAUCUAUUAAAUUAUCAAGCAAAAAGGAUGAGGUAUGUCCCGCAAAUUCUCUAGCUACAUUGCUUCAACAAGAUAGUCGUGUUAUUGAUUUCUCAUAA
Nicotiana tabacum (common tobacco) is the source of this 1311-nucleotide messenger RNA. Its product is annotated as F-box/FBD/LRR-repeat protein At1g13570-like. Gene Ontology annotation, molecular function: protein binding. The record is from RefSeq and is a predicted model, not a curated record. NCBI's taxonomy places the organism in Eukaryota, Viridiplantae, Streptophyta, Magnoliopsida, Solanales, Solanaceae.